CUGCAGCAGUAAUCCAGUACACCCACCUCGGCCUUCCCAGGUUAUAGUGCUAGUGUCUACCUGAUCGUCUGGUUUCCUACCUCGGCAUGUCGUACGUGCUAUGCUGCUUUAAGUGGUGCGGAGAUGGUGGUUCUGGACAUAUACAGCUUAAAGAGAUGCCAGCGGUACAGCUGGACACCCAACACAUGGGAACAGAUGUUGUGAUCGUCAAAAGUGGAAGAAGAAUCUGUGGUACAGGUGCCUGCCUUGCCAAUGCACCGCUGCAUCAGAACAAAAGCUACUUUGAAUUUAAAGUCCAGUCCACAGGUGUUUGGGGUGUUGGAGUGGCAACACAAAAAGCAAACUUGAAUCAGAUACCUCUUGGUCGAGAUGUGCACAGCCUUGUGAUGAGAAAUGAUGGUGCUAUUUAUCACAAUAAUGAAGAAAAGAACAGAUUACCUGCAAACAAUUUACCCCAAGAGGGCGAUGUUGUGGGUAUCACGUAUGAUCAUGUUGAAUUAAAUGUAUAUUUAAAUGGAAAAAAUAUGCAUUGUCCAGCUUCAGGAAUCCGAGGAACAGUUUAUCCUGUUGUUUAUGUUGAUGACAGUGCAAUUUUGGAUUGUCAGUUCAGUGAGUUUUAUCAUACGCCUCCAGCCGGAUUUGAGAAAAUCUUAUUUGAGCAACAAAUCUUUUGAAGAUUGGACCUCUGCAACAUUCCCAAAGCGAUUAUAUAUAUAUUUUUUGUUUGUUUGUUUUCCUAAUCUACAAAUUGCUGCACGAUACCUACUGAAAAUGUGCUUUGUAUUUUAAACCCUCCUGGCUUGGGCCUACAUCACUUUCAAUAUGUUAAAUAUGUGUGUAAAGUUUUUAUUAUCAGGUGUCCGCCUUGGAGAAUAUCUUCAGAUGGUGUAUGUUGAUUAUUUUUGAUGUGUAGUUUGCUGUCAGAUGGCCUUGUAUCUUUAUAUUGAAAUAUAAUGUAUUGGGUGACUAACAAACAUUCAGUAUUAAAUUAUAAUUUGUUGUUGUUUUUCCAAGUCCAAUUUAAUUUCCUACCCUUUCAACCAGAAUUAACAUGUUGGUUUUACACAAAUUCAUGCACCCGUGAUCCUAACUCUGUUUAGGUAUGUGCUGUAUUUCAGAUCGUUGGUUCUGUUUUAAAGUUAAACACUACUGGUCUCUGAUAGCUUAAACCCCAGAGUGCCUUUUAAAAAGCUUUACUCAUUUCCUGUUUAAACAAUGUGAGGGUAGAUAACUGCCCUACUGUUGAGUAUUAGAAACCAUAAUGUGCCUGGAUGGAUUUUUUGCGAACUAUGUACUGAAAUGCAGACCUACAACAACACUAAUGCAGGAAACAUAACCUUCAAACUAAAUUAUUAAAAUGUAUAAAUAGAAAACAACUCCACUGAUAGAUUAAUAGUACCCGCUGUAAGUCUCGAUUUCUGUCAUUUUAUUAUAAUCUUAUUUUCUCCAAAAGGCCACAUUUUAUGCUCAAAACCGAUUUCCUUUUUAAAAUGUUUAUAUAUCAUAAAACCAAUUUCCAGUGUACUUUCAUUAUUUAUUGUACCCAAUUUUAUUGUAAAUAAAGUCUGAAAAUGGUUUUUCCCUUCAGAACUUUGACCCUGCAACAUUCUAUGCAAUGAUUUGCAUAAGUGCAAUAUGGUUUUUUUUAUCUAUAUCUUUCCAUAAUUAUUUACAUCAAUGUUUUCCAACUCGUCCUCAGGACCCAAUAAUAAGUCAGAUGUUCAGUAUUAGCUUGGUUGAGAACAGGUUCAAUAUCGCUUGUGCUUAACUCAAGAUAUCCUGAAAACCUGGCAUGUUAGUGGUUUGUUUGGACUGGGGUUGGGGAAACCUCAAUCUACCACAUACGGUUUAAGAUUAAAAACACUGAAGAGUUUGUGUUUCUCUGGAUUGCAAAACUAUGCAAAUUUUACUAACAAAAUGACUGUUUUGAAUAUUUUUAAAACAUUUGCUUUGUAUGCAGCUCUUUUGCAAUGCAGUAAUUAAAGGGAUUUAAAUCGGUAAAUACAUGCUAGAUCUAAUGAUUUAUUCAAAGCAAAGAAUAACCUUAGAAUAAAUUAUAUGUAGAUUGUUUAAAUAUUGAAUAUAUAUGUGUAAAGAUUUAGGUUCUAUACAGUACUUUAGUUUGUAAAAGGUAGUGUGCUCCACCAUGUUUAAAAGUAAGUUUCCCCAGGACUUUUUUUUAGUGGGUGCCCCACCCGGGUAAAAUUUUAGACAAUGUCGAGCUAAAAUUCACUAAUAUUAAAUGUUACAUUUUUAUUGCACAAAUUAUAAUUAAAUACAUUUUAUGUUAAAUGUAUGCAAUCAAUUUGUGCUUUGCAUAGCAGAACAUUUAUAUAAUAAAAAAAAUACACUGCCCCCAUUUGACUACUUCAUAAUGCCACCUGGCUGGCAACAUUUUCUGUACAGAACACUGUUUCUUUUAUUUAUCUCUCCUGCUGUGGACAAUUAGAAACAGAUCUAAAACAGGCAAUUAAAGAAACUGUGCAACCAAGGCGGUGUGGAAACCCUGUUAAUUGCUUUAAAAUCCCUUUGUUCCACACAGCCAUAUUUGUAUAGUCUAUUUUAUUACCUGAUUUAUCUGUCCCUAAUUGUUCUCAGCAAGAGAAAGAGCUAAAGGGGAAAACAUUGAUGAAAGUUAUAUAUAGUGUAUAUAUCAAAAUAUUUUCCUUUUUAAUGAGAUAUAUAUAUAUAUAUAUAUAUAUUCUCAUCUAAGAACAUUAGCAAAACCAUAUAACCUUACAUUUAAAGGGACAGUCAAGUUGUUUAAAAAGAUAGAUAAUCCCUUCAUUACCAAUUCCCACGUAUUGCAUAACCAACACGGUUAUAUUCAUAUACUUUUUAACCUCUGUUUAACUUGUAUCUAAGCAUCUUCUGACAGCCCCCGGAUCACAUGACAUUUUAUUUAUUAUCUAUUGACUUUCAUUUUAGCCAAUUAGUGCAGUGUCUGCCACAAGCUACAUGCCUGAUAACAAUGUUAUCUAUAUAGCUGUCCUGAACUAGCUCUCCCCUGUUGUGAAAAGCAAAUAAAAAAAGCAUGGGAUAAGAGGCGGCCUUCAAGGGCUUAGAAAUUAUCAUAUGAUCCUUCCUAGGUUUAGCUUUAAACAAAGAAUACCAAGAGAACAAAGCAAAAUUGGUGAUAAAAGUGAAUUGGAAAGUUGUUUAAAAUUGCAUGCCCUUUUUAAAACAUGAAAGUUUAGGGGGGUUUUGGACUUAACUGUAACUUUAAGGAUGUUUUCCUGUUUGUUUGUUUUCCAUAGUUCAUCAGCAGAAUUUGAGUGUGCGACUGUUUAACUUGGCUUGUGUUUUGUUUUGUUUUUUGUGAGCUUAACUUUAUAUUUGCAAGGGAACUGUAAUAUACUAAUGCCCCGAUUCUAAAAAAUAAAAUAAAAAUUCUGGUAAAAAACCAGUGUUCCCUCUAAGGCCAGUUUUGUGAGUGACCUAGCAGUGAAACAGAGCAAUUGGCAAACACUACACAGUACAGACUGCAAGGUGUGGUUACCUUAUUAACUGUUUCACUGCUGGGCCAAUCACAAAACUGGCAUCAGAGGAAACAUUGGUCAAGACGUGCUUUUCCACUCCAACACUCGCAGGGGCAGCCCUCAUCAUGGAAUUCUAUUAAAAAAAAAUAAAGGGGCUGUCCCUGUGAGUGGCAAGAUUUCUCCCAUACAAAUAAGAGCUCUCUGCUAUGUAAACGUUUUCAAUGGAGGGCAGAGUGGGAAACCCAGCAUGUUUGUAAACUUAUUACACUUAAAGGGACAGGCGACACCAGAAUUUUUGUUCUUUUAAAAGAAAGACGAUCCCUUUUAUUAUCCAUUCCCCAGUUUUGCAUAACCAACACCGUUUUAGAAAUACACUUUUUACCUCUGUGAUUAUCUUGUAUCUAAGCCUCUGCAAACUGCCCCCUUAUUUCAGGUCUUUUGACAGACUUGCAUUUUAGCCAAUCAGUGCUCACUCCAGGGUAACUUCACGUGCAUGAGCUCAAUGUUAUCUAUAUGAAACACAUGAACUAAUGCCCUCUAGUGGUCAAAAAGCAGUAGUAGUCUUUAAGGUCUAAGAAAUUAGCAUAUAAACCUCCUAGGUUUAGCUUUCAACUAAGAAUACCAAGAGAACAAAGCAAAAUUGGUGAUAAAAGUAAAUUGGAAAGUUGUUUAAAAUUUCAUGCCCUAUUUAAAUCAUGACAGUUUUUUUUUCGACUUAAAGGGACCCUCAGGUUAAAUUAAAUUUUCAUGAUUUAGAUACAGCAUGUAAUUUUAAACAACUUCACAAUUUACUUCCAUUAAAAAAAUGUGCACAGUAUUUUAUAUUUACAAUUUGAGUCACAAGAUCCUACUGAGCAUCUGCAAGAAUUCAGACUAUACAUAUAUGCAUUUGUGAUUGGCUGAUUGCUAUGACAUGGUACAAGGGGAGUGGAAAUAUACAUAACUUUGAAAUUUGUUAUAAAAAAAAUCUACCACUCAUUUGAAGUUGACUAAGUGCUAUUGCAUUGUCUUGUUAUCUUGCAUUUGUUGAUUAUGCAAAUCUAAUGUGUUGACUGGUCCUUUAACUGUCCUAUUACUACAAAUAAAAUUACUGUUUUUAGUACACUACCUUAAAUUUGCUGUAAUUUUCAUAUGCAUAGGUUUUCCUUUCAGAAUAAUUUAGAGUUUUGGGUAUUUUGAUGAAAACUUGCCUCUUUAACUUGUGAGUAAAUGUUUAUAGAAAUAGGCAGGGAUUUAAGAGAACAUUUCAUGUACGCCCAUAUUCAUCCCAUUUUAUGAAAAUUACGCUUUGUAUUUUGCACAUCCAGUGUACUUAAAGGGACAGUCUACACCAGAAUUUUUAUUGUUUUAAAAGAUAGAUAAUCCCUUUAUUACCCAUUCCCCAGUUUUGCAUAACCAACACAGUUAUAAUAAUAUGCUUUUAACCUCUGUGAUUAUCUUGUAUCUAAGACUCUGCAAACUGCCCCUUUUUUCAGUUAUUUUGACAGACAUGCAGUCUAGCCAAUCAGUGCCUGCUCCCAGAUAACUUCUCGUGCACGAGCACAGUGUUAUCUAUAUGAAAUAUGUGAACUAACACCCUCUAAUGGUGAAAAACUGUUAAAAUGCAAUCUGAAAGAGGUGGGCUUCAAGGUCUAAGAAAUUGGCAUAUGAACCUCCUAGGUUAAGCUUUCAACUAAGAAUACCAAGAGAACAAAGCAAGAUUGGUGAUAAAAGUAAAUUGGAAAAUUGUUUAAAAUUACAUGCUCUAUCUGAAUCAUGAAAGUUUAUUUUGGCCUAGACUGUCCCUUUAAAUUGCAAGUUACACUGUGCAUGGUUAAUACAAUUGUUUCUAGGCUUGUCACCUCAGCCAUGUUUUCCUGGACACUAAUGAGUUACACAUAUUCACUAGCACUAUUCAUAUUCCUCCCUGCAGCAUGUGUAACUUAUAAGUGUUCUGAAUUUAAAGGGACGGGUGGCAAACCUAAUUGUUUCCUGUGUAAGUCACCUACAAGUUUUAUGUUUUUUUUUAAAUGUUUUUUGGUGAACAAUGUCAUUACAAAUGUUGAUGCACCUUAACAAUACAAUUUAUUUUCUGAAUAUUUUUAUGUAAAUGAUUCCCUUUUAUAAGAUUUUUUUUUUCCUCUAAAUUACGAAUUUUAUGCAUCUCUUACCACACGAAAAUGCAGUAUAUGCCCAUUUGCAAGACGCUCUGUUUUCAGGGUAAAAAGUUCCUUUAUAUAAUUUCACCAGCGAAAUAGGACUGGUGCGCAUUCUUAUAGCAUCUCAUCUGCCCAGAGAUCUUUUUAGAAUAGUGGCCCCUAAGCAACCUAAACCAGUUUUUCUUAACUCCAAUCCGCAUACCCCUAACAGACCUGAUUUUCAUUAUAUCUUAAAGGGACAGUAUACACUCAUUUUCAUAUAACUGCAUGUAAUAGACACUACUAUGAAGAAUAAGAUGCACAGAUACUGAUAUAAAAAUCCAGUAUAAAACUGUUUAAAAAGUUACUUAGAAGCUGUCAGUUUGGCUCUGUUGAAAAGGCAGCUGGAAAGCCCACUACAAGUGGCAAAUAAGACACUCCCCCCUCCCCCUUCUUUUGCAUAUGGAAAGACACUUUACACAAACCGGAGCAAGCUGGAGAAGGUAGCUGACGGUAUUCACAUAAAACUUUGGGGUUUGGUUAGGAGUCUGAAAAUCAAAGCAAUGUUAUUUAAAAAUAAGCAAAAUUAUACAUUUAUUUAAAAAAAAAAAAAAAAACUUUAUGGGCUAUAUAAAUAGAUCAUUUACAAAACAUUUAUGCAAAGAAAAAAUGAGUGUAUAAUGUCCCUUUAAGUAGAGCACAGUUGAAAUAAUCAGCUUAUCAGUAACCAUGGUUACUAACCUACUCUUACCUAUCAGCUCACCUAUACUGCAGCUCAGACAUCAGGAAAAUCUGGCCUGUUGGGGGGGGUCCCUAGGACUGGAAUUGAGAAACACUAAUCUUAAACAAUAAGGCUGCUGUGAAUACUGGAAACGGUUGUUUCUUGCACGUGUAAUAAAUAUACCUUAAACACUAAAUCAAUUCUAGAUAGAAUGAUGUAUUCAAAGCAAAAAUAUGCAGAUGUAUUUUUAAAAUAUUACUUGUUUAUAUUGAAAAAAAUAAAUGUAAAGUGUUAGUCCGUAAAGCAGUGGGCGACUGCCAUAUUGUAGGUUUCCUUUUCUGCUGAGGUCAAUUAGGGGAAAAUGUAUAAAUCAGUUACUAGAGUGUACAACCAAUGACUGAGCAUGGUGUAGCAGAAGUCUGCACUUCCACUUUUAACAUAAAUUGGAAAGCCCACAAUUCUCUGAAUUAAAUUACAGGAAAAGAGUACAAAAUAACUUUGAGUAUAUCGCAAAAUUGAUUUCAAUAAACAAAGUGAGUAGUAAAACAAAGUAUUUAAUGUCCCUUUAACGAGUAACAGUAUAGUAUUGGACACAGCCUCUUCUCAUAAAUGGACAAUUUUAUUAAUAUAUUAAACAUUGCACAAUGGGGAUUUUUUUCAGGUAUAUCAGUCGCCAAAAUCCCUCUAAUGCUGUAAAUAUUUUGUUUGUGGAAUACAAUAAUAUUUGUAAUAUGUAAUAAAAAAAAUAAUUGAGGGUUCCCUACACUGUGGUACACUCACUGUGUGUUAGUGCCUCUAUUAUAUGUCUGAUUUUGAGCAUGUGCUGCCUAGGUUAGAUUUUGUAAAAUAACUAAUAAUUGAUACUUUUUGUAAUUCAUAUAUUCCUUAUGUAAAGCAAGUCUGUCUACUGAGAAACACUCAUGAUGUUAAAUAUUUUUAUGACAUAUUGCAAUUUUACACUAAGGAGACACUUUGGAAAACCUGAAAAUAUAAUGGUCUAGUAAUCGUAUAUUUUUUUAUAUGCACACAAUUUCUAAGGCACCAGCUGCUACUGAGCAUGUGUUAGAGUGCAGAGUAUAUCAAUUUUGUUAUUGGCUGGUGGCUGUCACAUGAUACGUGGGAGGGAAAAUGGAAUUAAUGUUGAAAUUUGCCCGAAAAAAUAAAUCUGCUACUCAUUUGAAAAUCAAAGUAAGUGCUAUUGCAUUGUAGUUUUAUUAUAUAUUUGAUUAGGCAAUUGUACUAUAUUUACUGGUCCUUUUUAAAGGGAAAUUAAAGUCAAAAUUCAUGAUUCAGAUAUAAAAUGCAAUUUAAAUAAAAAUCCAAUGUACUUCUGUUCUGAAA
This is a messenger RNA of Bombina bombina (fire-bellied toad), 7658 nucleotides long. RefSeq names its product SPRY domain containing 7 (gene SPRYD7). NCBI's taxonomy places the organism in Eukaryota, Metazoa, Chordata, Amphibia, Anura, Bombinatoridae. The coding region runs from base 87 to 674 and encodes 195 amino acids. The transcript is spliced from 5 exons. Gene Ontology annotation, molecular function: protein binding. The record is from RefSeq and is a predicted model, not a curated record.